UUUUAGGCAUUUCCUGUGUGUGUAGGGUUGCCAGGAUACUGUAAACAACUGAUCUAGCAGUGCUGGAUCAUCACAGCAGAGGCAUCAUGGAGAUCGUGUACGUCUACACGCGGAAACGCAGCGAGUUUGGGCGGCAAUGCAACUUUUCGGACCGGCCGGCGGAGCUGCACGUGGAUAUACUCCCCGACCCGUCGCAAGCGCUGAACUUCAUCGAGAGGAACCCGUGUGACAUGGGCAUCCAGUGCGCCCACAACAUGUCCGAGCACGAGGUGAACACAGAAAGGUUUGAAAUGGAGGCGCGAGGAGUUAACCACGUGGAAGGCGGCUGGCCGAAAGACAUCAACCCGCAAGAAAUGGAACAGACCACCCGUUACCGGAAGAAAGUGGAGAAGGACGACCAUUAUAUCACCACCAUCACUCAGCUGGGCGGCGUGAUGGAGCACUGCAUCAAGCAGAACAACGCCAUCAAUAUUUAUGAGGAGUACUUCGAAGAAGAGGAGGAGCUGGAGGGAAUGGAUGAGGCGCCUUCUGCAAAGACCAUUAAUGUGUUCAGAGACCCCAAUGAGAUCAAGCGCACUGCCACCCAUCUCUCCUGGCACCCUGAUGGUGGCAGGAAACUGGCAGUGGCUUAUUCCUGUCUGGAGUUCCAGAGGGCCCCCAAAGACAUGAGCUAUGACUCGUAUAUCUGGGAUAUUGAGAAUCCAAACAAGCCGGAGCUGACUCUGAAGCCUGCGUCACCGCUGGUCAGUUUGGAAUACAACCCCAAAGACUCCCACAUCCUGGUCGGAGGCUGCUACAAUGGACAGAUCACUUAUUGGGACACCCGGAAAGGUGGUCAGCCGGUGGAGCUGUCUGUGAUUGAGCAUAGUCACCGUGAUCCUGUGUACAAGGUGAUAUGGCUGCAGUCAAAGACCGGCACAGAGUGUUUCUCCACUUCCACAGAUGGACAGGUCUUAUGGUGGGACAUACGAAAAAUGAGCGAGCCAACAGAAAAGCUGAUUCUGGACAUCACAAAGAAAGGGAACCUUGACUUGGCUUUGGGUGGCAUCUCCCUAGAGUUUGAGCCAACCAUACCAACCAAGUUCAUGGUGGGAACAGAACAAGGCAUGGUGAUAUCCUGCAACCGAAAGGCCAAGACCCCAGCAGAGAAGAUUGUGUGCACUUACAGCGGCCACCAUGGCCCCAUCUACUCUGUACAGAGGAAUCCAUUUUUCCCCAAAAAUUUCCUGACAGUAGGAGACUGGACGGCCCGGAUUUGGUCGGAAGACUCUCGGGAGUCCUCCAUCAUGUGGACUAAGUAUCACACAAGUUACCUAACAGAUGCCGCCUGGAGUCCUGUCCGACCAUCCGUCUUCCUGACCACCAAGAUGGACGGCACCUUGGACGUCUGGGACUAUUUAUUCAAGCAGAACAACCCUUCCCUGAGCCUGAAGGUGUGUGAUGAGGCGCUCUACAGCCUACGCUUACAGGAUAAUGGACGCUUUGUAGCUUGCGGCUCUAAGAUGGGUCUGACAAGUCUGCUGGAGUUGUCUCCCGGCCUGUGCACCAUACAAAGAAAUGAGAAGAACAUUGCCACUGCGAUGUUUGAGCGAGAGACAAAGCGAGAGAAGAUCCUGGAGGCUCGACACCGAGAGAUGCGUCUGAAGGAGCGGAGCAAAGCUGAGCCGGGUAAAGAGGAGGAAAGCAAAGACGAUAAACCUGAGGAGAACAUGGAGGAGCUGAUCUCCAAGGCCGAGAAGGAAUUCUUUGAGAUCCUCGAGGCUGAGCGCAAGCGGCGAGAACAGGAAGUGAAGAAACAGGAAGAGGAGGAGGAGCAGGAAAAGGAAGUGUCCGAGGAGAAGGAGAUACUUGUACAGGCCUGAGCCAGCACUUAAUGCCACCACCACUCCACAAGAGGCUGCAGUCAUACUGUCUUUUAUUUUUCUCUUAUUUUGUAUUUUUUUUUGUAUUUCAAAUGUGGGAAUA
Hyla sarda is the source of this 1965-nucleotide messenger RNA. It is a transcript of the gene DNAI2, whose product is annotated as dynein axonemal intermediate chain 2. NCBI's taxonomy places the organism in Eukaryota, Metazoa, Chordata, Amphibia, Anura, Hylidae. Bases 87 to 1862 code for a protein of 591 amino acids. Gene Ontology annotation, molecular function: dynein heavy chain binding; dynein light chain binding. Gene Ontology annotation, biological process: cilium movement; outer dynein arm assembly. The record is from RefSeq and is a predicted model, not a curated record. The transcript has 14 exons. Gene Ontology annotation, cellular component: outer dynein arm.